AGAGCUCACUGUGAAGUCAGCAAGAAGCCUCAGAAGACACAUGAGAGGAGCAGAUUCCUUGUCAGCUCCACUGGUCUCUAAAGCUGGCUGUCCUGUUACAUCACCUACCAUCAGUUCACUUGACGGCAGCAUCUCUGUUAUUUGGGAGGAAAGAAAAACAUUUCGAUUCAGUCAAGAAUUUUGAUGAAUUUAUUGUUCCUAAGACGUAUCCACUUAAAAGUUCUCGAGUAUUUGCUGUCAUCAUCAUGUUGAUGAGAAACUACAAUCGCCAAAUGGGAGGUUUUGCUUUGACCAUCAUGGCCUGGAUACUUUGCUGCAUCUCCAUGAGGCUCCCUCAGUGGCAAAUAUGGCACUAUGAAGAUCCUAUGACUUUCAAGCCUACAGUAGCUUUUGUGGGCAUAUGGAGAGCCUGUGUUCUCCACAAUGGCAACAAUUCCAGCAACAUCAGAAUAUGUCAUCAAUACAACUACCAUGACUCCUUUGUUCCACUGUAUAUUCGAAUAAACCAGCACCUGCUGCUGGUGUCUAGCUUGCUUGGGCUCUUUGGGAAAAUCACCACUAUUAUUGCUCUUUGGACCAUGUUUAUGGGAAGAGUAUGGCGGAAUUCCAUCUGCAAUCCAUUCAGCCUUUCAGGGAUUCUGAAUAUCAACGCUAGCAGCUUUAUUUACUUUGCCGUUUUAUUAAAUUACAUAUCCACCAUUCGCAAAUGGGGGGUUGCCUUUCCACCAUCUUUCAAUAUGCCUUCCCACCCUGACACUCAGAAGAUGGGCAGUGCCAUGGCUCUGGCAAUUAUAUCUGUUGUUUUAUUUCUCUUCAGUGGCACAAUUUUCCUUUCUUCAAAUUUAGCCAUAGGCAAGACACCCCGUUCCAAAAUUUAAAAGUAAAUUGCUAUCUUAUACCACCUUGAAACUCCAGCAAAGAUACUCAAAAUGAUGGCAAAUGUGGCCUGUGUGUGUGUGUGGCAGGGGAGAAUGUUCAAGUUGACCUUCUCAUCUUUUUUUUUGUCUUUUUUUGUUUCCUUAAUUCAUUAUUUGGAUUAUGGGCUUUCAUUAAAUAAAAUCUCAUUUGA
Messenger RNA from Peromyscus maniculatus bairdii (prairie deer mouse), 1069 nucleotides. NCBI's taxonomy places the organism in Eukaryota, Metazoa, Chordata, Mammalia, Rodentia, Cricetidae. The record is from RefSeq and is a predicted model, not a curated record.